CAGUAAUAUAGAAAACAAAAAAAAGAAAAGACAAAAAAUCAACCAAUAGGAGAAAAUUUGUAAAGUUUAUCAGAAAAAGGUUUAAAUUUAAUUAAAAAAUUUCAUUUAACAGCAAAAAAAACUAAACAUAUUAGCAAUUGAAGUGUUUAAACAUUGUUUGCAUAAAGUAAAAAUUACAAUAAUGGGUGUUCUAAAGUGAAAAUAUUCAAUUUUAUAUUUUGUGAAAAAAGGAAGGCGUAACAAAGCAAGUAUCUAGUCACCAGGAGAGUUAGUCAGAAGAAAGCAAUUCUUUAACCAAACAAAACAGAAUUCAAAUAAGAAUUUGAAGUAUUGUUAGAGAUCUUGUUCCAAAUUAAAAUCUACUUGGAUUAUAAUAAAAGUUCAGAAACUUACCCAUGAGCAAUUAUAGACAUCACGGAGGUGGUGGUGGGUAUUGUGGUAUAGAAGUACGAGACAUGCAUCCAAGAAUUUCGAAUAAUUUCACUUAUGUGAGUUCAUGUGUUAAAUACAUGAUAUUCAUGUUGAAUUUUAUAUUUUGGCUAUUUGGUGGACUUUUAUUGGCCAUUGGUCUGUACGCCUUUAUGGACAAAUGGGAGUCCACUGGUUGGGUGCGCUUGGAGAGUUUUUAUGAUGUAAUUCUCAAUAUUUCCUUGGUUAUGAUGAUUGCUGGUGUUGUGAUAUUCGUGGUCAGUUUUGCUGGCUGCUUGGGUGCUUUACGCGAGAAUACGUGUUUGCUUAAAUUCUAUUCCAUGUGUUUGUUACUGUUUUUCCUAAUGGAGAUGGCAAUUGCUAUAAUGGGUUUUGUAUUUCCACAAAAUAUGAAUACAUUUUUGGAAGAUACAUUUACCGAUAAAAUUAUACACUCAUAUCGUGACGAUCCGGAUUUGCAAAAUUUUAUUGAUUUCGCUCAGCAAGAAUUUAAAUGCUGUGGUCUAAGCAAUGUUGGCUAUCAAGAUUGGAGUAAAAAUGAAUAUUUCAACUGCUCUUCACCAUCGGUGGAGAAAUGUGGUGUUCCCUACAGCUGUUGCAUCAAUGCUACCGAUAUAAGUUCAGGCCUUGUUAACAUUAUGUGCGGCUAUGGCGUACAAGAACACUCAGUUGCUGCAGCAAGUAAACGUAUCUGGACUAGCGGUUGCAUUGAAAUUGUACGUGUUUGGGCAGAAAGAAAUCUGUAUGUUAUUGCUGGCGUAGCAUUAGGUAUAGCUCUUAUACAAUUAUUUGUUAUUUACUUGGCCAAAACAUUAGAGGGACAAAUAGAUCUGCAAAAGUCGCGUUGGUCGGCGUGAAAUCAGUAGUAGAUGAAGUGAUGUGUUGGCAGCAAACAUUUUUUGAAUAUCUUUUCUCUCUACAAUUUUUUACGAUUCGAUAAUUUUCUGUAUGCAUUUUAUACUGCCUUGCUCAAUAUUAAUUUACGACAAAAAAAGAGUGCUGAAUAUGAGAGUGCUCAUCAGAUAAUAGGUUAAUUUUAGUUUUUCAUAUUCAUUCAUAAAGGCCACUGCAAAAAUCAUUUAUAUUCUUUUUUCAGUAAGUUUAAAAAUUCUUUAGUUUUUUUCUUUUCUUUUAUAUAUACAAAUUAAACUAACAUCUCUUUUAAGAUCCAAGGUCUUUAAAAUUGUUCAAGAUCUUCCCCGUUUUUUACAUCCCUUAAAAUUAAAAAAGAAGACUUUAAAGGAAAUAUAAAAUUUCUAACAUAAUUAGAGAAAAAACAAAACAAACAAAAAAAACGUGCAAAAUUUUUUAUUACAAAUUGCCAAAGAAAAGUGCAUUUUUUUCUAAACCCACAAAAACUACGUAAAUUCUUGUUUAAGAAAACAUUUUUUGUUAGUUUUUUUAAGCACAAUAAUCGAAUUAUUUAAAUCUCAAUCUAAAACAUUGCCAAAGUGCAUUUUUCCCCAAUCCUACAAAAACUACACAAAGUAUAAUUUUAAAGUAGUUAUUUUAUUUUGGGAAUUACUUUUCUGUUUGUGUUUUGGUUGCAAUAAUACUAACAAAUUCUAUGGAAUUAUUUAAAUCUCAAUCUAAAACAUUGCCAUUUUUAACCAAGCGUUUAAAAUAAACAUUUUUUAAUCGUAAUAAUAUUUACAAAUUUUACUAACUCAUUUUAUUUUGAUAACUCUUAAAGUAACUUAUACUCACUAGAAACUUUUGUGUGACAAAAGUAUUUGCCAAUUCUCAAUGUUAUAUCCCCUCAACAAAAAUCAGCAAAAACAAAAUAGAACUGAAUCAGUGAAAUUUUUAUUUUCUUAUAAUUAGCUUUAAGCUUUGAGAGUUAUUAUUCAAUAUUUGAGAAAUUAAUGUUUAUUUAAGAAAAAAAAAAUUCAACUCAAAUUAUAAUCUCAUAAAUACUCAAAAAUAUUCAUAUAUCUGCAUAAUAAAGUAAAAUAGUAAUAAAAAAAUAACAUUUUUAAAAGUGUUUCACAUGAAUUUUAAUUCCGAAUAUGUAUGAAAUCCAAUUUGACGACUACCAAAUACUUAUGAAUAACCCCAUGCUGUUCUGGAAAAUGUAUUACAAUUUAUAGUAUUUUUAUUGUUUAUCAAAAUUACUUUUUAUAUUGAAAAAACAAUAGCUUAAUUAAUAAUCUACAAUUAUAUUAAUUACAGUUUAUAAUUCUAUAUAAUUUUCUUAAGAGAAAGAAAGAAAACGACACCAUUCCACUUUGUAUCAAAAAGUUUGAAUUUGUCCUCCAGAACAGUAGUGUGCGAAUAUAUUUAAAGUUAAGUGUAUUUUGUAAUUGUCAUCAUCUUGAGUAUUUUUAAAAUUAGUUAUUAGUAAUAAAAAAUAUAUAUGUAUUGAAUAGUAUAUUUAAAAAUAUAAGAAUCUAUAUAAAAUUUUAGGUAUAAACGUUUAUUAUAUGUAGUUUAUAUGUAAUUCAAAUGAAAAUUCAUUAAAUAAAUAUUCAUUAAUA
This is a messenger RNA of Calliphora vicina (urban bluebottle blowfly), 2906 nucleotides long. RefSeq names its product tetraspanin-33-like. The record is from RefSeq and is a predicted model, not a curated record. NCBI's taxonomy places the organism in Eukaryota, Metazoa, Arthropoda, Insecta, Diptera, Calliphoridae. The transcript is spliced from 2 exons. Gene Ontology annotation, cellular component: plasma membrane. Bases 396 to 1286 code for a protein of 296 amino acids.